AUGUCAAAGAGAAGACCUGUUUGGAACAACUACAAAGAGAAGGUAGCGAAGAAGAGAAUGCGGAAAGGGGAAGAAAAAGGAGCAACUGGUUCAAAAGGUGGGCUGACUGUUCAGCGUUUGUCGGCGAACGUGGAGGGCAAAUGCCAAAAGUAUUCGCGCAUCGGGCCUUUGACUUUACUUCCCUGUGAGAAAGAACUGACACUGGAAAACAUCAAAGCUGCGUGUAAGGUACACUUCGACACGGAAUUGGAAUGUGAUGUGCUUGCUGGAGAACGUGGUCCUUCCUUUACCGAGUCAGGACAAAUCCAGAACUGGAAUGUUUUGCACGUGCGCUUCGUGGAAAUUCUCGAACACCCCACGAACGAAAAGUCUCGAAAACAAACAGCAAGGAAACAGUCAAGACCCUAA
Molecule: messenger RNA, 408 nt
Organism: Paramuricea clavata
Lineage: Eukaryota; Metazoa; Cnidaria; Anthozoa; Malacalcyonacea; Plexauridae
Source: the annotation of a GenBank genome assembly